Molecule: messenger RNA, 9883 nt
Organism: Tachysurus vachellii
Lineage: Eukaryota; Metazoa; Chordata; Actinopteri; Siluriformes; Bagridae
Gene: kif1aa
Product: kinesin family member 1Aa
Exons: 51
Coding region: 569-6256 (1895 amino acids)
Biological process (GO): microtubule-based movement
Molecular function (GO): microtubule motor activity; ATP binding; microtubule binding
Source: RefSeq, a predicted model, not a curated record
AAUAUUGAAGCUGUAUUUGAUUUAGAAUGAAGAACACUAUGUUAUUGUGCAUGCCACAUUCCCUGGGGAUCCUAAUCUCGCUCCCUCUCUCUCCCUCUGAUCAUCAGCUAUUCUCCCUCCCCCUUUCUUUCUGCUCCUCCUCCACCUCUCCCUCGUCCUCUUGCUCUCUCUCUGUCCAUCAGUGCUGCAUUGCUAGUGCUGCCUCCUUCAGUGAUGAUGUCACUGGCUUAGUCAGGCUCAGCAUCACUGCUCUGAGCAGCCAGCAGAGCCAUUUUGGCUUCUGCAUUACAGACAACGUCAAGUCUUCUCCUUUUAAAAAGCCUCCUCCCGGAUCAAGCAGGCCUUGCUGGGCAUCCAGACACCCCUUUUCCCCCUUUCCCACAAACCUCCCUCUUCAUCAGGGGAUUGAGGACACAGAGGGUAUUCUUUGAUUUGUCCCAGAACUAGACAUCCCUUGCUGGGAGAAAACCAACAGAUCUACAGUGUAGUAAAGAGCUCAGGAGACAAAUACAGCACUGUAAAGGUGAGUGUCUGUUGGUGUAGACAGUGGGAGCCAUAAGGAGGCACCAUGGCGGGGGCCUCGGUGAAAGUGGCUGUGCGGGUUCGCCCCUUCAACUCACGGGAGAUGAGCAAAGAGAGCAAGUGCAUCAUCCAGAUGUCAGGGAACACAACCACUAUCAUCAACCCCAAAGUACCCAAAGAAACCAAGAGCUUCAAUUUUGAUUACUCUUACUGGUCACAUACAUCGCCAGAAGACAUCAACUAUGCGUCUCAGCAGCAGGUCUACAGGGACAUUGGCGAAGAGAUGCUUCUCCAUGCCUUUGAGGGCUACAACGUCUGCAUUUUUGCAUACGGCCAGACCGGUGCUGGCAAAUCAUAUACCAUGAUGGGCAAACAAGAAGAAGGACAGCAAGGAAUAAUCCCACUGUUGUGUGAAGAUCUUUUCACCAAGAUCAAUGACAGCAAUAUUGACAACAGCAUGUCUUAUUCUGUAGAGGUAAGCUACAUGGAGAUUUACUGUGAGCGUGUGCGGGACCUGUUGAACCCCAAAAACAAAGGGAACCUGCGUGUGAGAGAGCACCCACUGUUAGGUCCAUAUGUGGAAGAUCUGUCCAAACUCGCUGUCACAUCCUACAAUGACAUUCAAGACCUGAUGGACUCAGGAAAUAAGGCCAGGACGGUGGCUGCCACCAACAUGAACGAAACAAGCAGUCGCUCUCAUGCGGUCUUCAACAUCAUCUUCACACAAAAGAGGCAUGACUCCGAGACAGACAACACAUCUGAGAAGGUCAGCAAAAUCAGUCUGGUGGAUUUAGCUGGCAGUGAAAGAGCUGACUCCACUGGAGCCAAAGGCACUCGGCUCAAGGAGGGAGCAAACAUAAACAAAUCCCUUACCACACUAGGGAAAGUCAUUUCAGCAUUGGCUGAGGAUUCUGGAUCAAACAAGAACAAGAAGAAAAAGAAGGUGGAAAGUUUUAUUCCAUACAGAGAUUCUGUACUGACAUGGUUACUUCGGGAAAAUUUAGGUGGAAAUUCUCGCACUGCCAUGGUAGCGGCUCUCAGUCCUGCAGACAUCAACUAUGACGAGACUCUCAGCACGCUCAGGUAUGCAGACAGAGCCAAACAGAUCCGCUGUAACGCUGUCAUUAAUGAGGACCCCAACAACCGGCUGGUGCGUGAGCUGAAGGAUGAGGUGUCACGCUUGAAAGAGCUUCUCUAUGCCCAGGGCUUGGGUGACAUCAUUGAAACAUAUCGGGGUCCAGUUGAUGACAAUGCUGGUCUGGGUUUGAAACACUUUUCUGAUUACAAGAACAAUAACAAUACUGGCCAAGCUGUCAAUGAAAGGGGUGAUCUCUCCGCAGUGACCAAUGCCAUGACAGGGAUGAGUCCCUCUCCCUCACUUUCCGCCCUGUCCAGUCGGGCUGGAUCCAUUAACAGUCUGCAUGACCGCAUCAUGUUCAGCCCCGGGAGUGAAGAGGCCAUUGAACGGCUCAAGGAAACAGAGAAAAUCAUUGCUGAGCUCAAUGAAACAUGGGAGGAGAAGCUUCGACGUACUGAGGCUAUCAGAAUGGAAAGAGAGGCCCUACUUGCUGAGAUGGGUGUAGCCAUGAGGGAAGAUGGAGGCACUGUCGGUGUUUUUUCACCCAAAAAGACUCCUCAUCUGGUGAACUUGAAUGAAGAUCCUCUUAUGUCUGAGUGUCUCCUUUACUACAUUAAAGAUGGUAUCACCAGGGUAGGAAGAGAGGAUGCAAUGACAAGGCAGGACAUUGUCCUCAGUGGACAUUUCAUAAAAGAUGAGCACUGCAUUUUCACUAGCAGUGCAGGUCCUAUGGGAGAAGUCAUUCUGGAGCCGUGUGAAGGAGCUGAGACCUACGUCAAUGGGAAGAACGUGACAGAGCCCACUGUCCUCAGAUCAGGGAACCGCAUCAUCAUGGGGAAGAGCCAUGUGUUCCGCUUCAACCACCCAGAGCAGGCAAGACAGGAGCGGGAGAGGACUCCAUGUGCUGAAACUCCGGUUGAGCUUGUGGACUGGGCUUUUGCUCAAAGAGAGCUUCUAGAGAAACAGGGCAUCGACAUGAAACAGGAGAUGGACCAGAGACUUCAGGAACUGGAGGACCAGUACCGCAAAGAGAGGGAGGAGGCCAAUAAUCUUCUGGAGCAACAGAGACUAGAUUAUGAAAGCAAGUUGGAGGCCUUGCAAAAGCAGGUUGAUCGUUAUUAUCCUGAAGCAACAGAGGAAGAGGAUGAACCUGAGGAGGAAGUGCAAUGGACUGAGAGAGAGACUGAGUUGGCGAUGUGGGCUUUCAGAAAGUGGAGAUGUUACCAGUUUACCUCUCUCAGAGACCUUCUCUGGGGAAAUGCCAUCUUCCUUAAAGAGGCCAAUGCCAUUAGUGUGGAGCUCAAAAAGAAGGUGCAGUUUCAGUUUGUUUUGCUGACCGACACACUGUACUCUCCGCUUCCACCUGACUUACUGCCUUCUUAUGUGAAUAAUGAGCGUGAGAAAAGCCCAUUUCCCCGCACCAUAGUUGCUGUGGAGGUGCAGGACCAGAAAAAUGGAGCCACACAUUACUGGACACUGGAGAAGCUUAGGCAGCGUUUGGACCUGAUGAGAGAGAUGUAUGACCGAGCUGCAGAGGUCCCCAUUGGUGCCACAGAGGAGUGUGACAGUGUGCUGACGGGAGGAGACCCUUUCUAUGACCGCUUCCCUUGGUUCCGUCUGGUUGGGAGCAACCUCCUAUUCACCUCAUGCCUUAGUGAGCAAGCGAAAGACUCCAUCGCCUCCCCAACCCUCUCUGACCCCACCGAGACCACCGAACCUACUGAGCUCAUCCAGUCACGGCGCUGCGGGGGGCUCGGGGCAGAGCUGGAGGACAUCACAGAUGAGCUCUUGUCGGAUGAUCUGUGUUCUGAACUUGGCGAUGAAGAUGAUGACGUUUAUAAGGAUGACGAGAAGGGGCUUUGCAGAAACUCUGGAGAGAUGGAGGACCCGUUUUAUGAGCGUGCUCCUUUGUUCAGUAUAGUGGGAAGGGCUUUUGUGUAUUUGAGCAAUCUGCUGUAUCCUGUGCCCCUGGUACAUCGAGUAGCCAUUGUCAGUGAGAAGGGAGAGGUCAAGGGUUUCUUGCGUGUAGCGGUGCAGGCAAUAUCAGCUGAUGAGGAGGCACCCGAUUAUGGCUCAGGUGUGAGGCAAUCUGGAACAGCCAAGAUCUCCUUUGAGGAUCAGCAGUUUGAGAAGUUCCAAUCAGAUUCCUGCCCAGCCAGUCUUUCCCGCACUGGACUUUCCCAAGAGGAACUCCGGAUUGUGGAGGGUGAAGGACAGAAUGCAGAGAUGGUGCCAUCUGCCGAUGAGGUCAACAACAACACCUGCGCAGCUGACCCAGAAGAUGACAAUAUUUUGAAAGACGGUGUUCUAGAUGGUGCUUUGGACCAUCUGAAGAUUGGAGAGCUCUUUACAUUUAGAGUCACUGUGCUCCAAGCGUCUAGCAUCUCUGCUGAAUAUGCAGACAUCUUCUGCCAGUUUAACUUUAUUCACCGGCAUGAUGAGGCCUUUUCCACAGAGCCACUGAAAAACACUGGACGUGGUCCACCACUGGGCUUUUAUCAUGUGCAAAAUAUUGCAGUGGAGGUCACAAAGUCUUUUGUGGAGUACAUAAAGACCCAGCCUAUUGUAUUUGAAGUGUUUGGUCAUUAUCAGAAACAGCCAUUCCCUCCACUGUGCAAGGACCUAAUCAGCCCAUUACGUCCAUGCAGAAGACAGUUCCCAAGAGUCAUGCCUCUAUCUAAACCAGCUGCAGACAGCGAUGCCCCAUCAGAUCGUGAGAAGACGCUGGAGCUGAUUCGUUACCUGGUGCCUGAUGUAUUCAACGGGGCAUUGGUGGACUCCAUCUCAGGGCAUGCCCUCAGUGCAGCGGGGGUCGCAGCUUCCUUCCUUCUCGAGGGGGAGGGGCAACCCAAGCUGACAGCCCCACCCCUGUCUAUCUGUUCAGUAAUUAAAGCUCAGAAGCCGGUACCUGCUACUAAGCUGACGACCCUCACCCGACCCACAGCCGGGCCCUGCCACUGCAAAUAUGACUUAAUGGUAUUAUUUGAGAUCUGUGAGCUGGAGGCCAAUGGAGACUACAUCCCUGCUGUAGUUGACCACAGAGGUGGAAUGCCCUGUCAUGGCACCUUCCUGUUACACCAGGGAAUUCAAAGAAGAGUGACAGUGACUAUAGUGCACGAGUCAGGGGGUGACAUUUUUUGGAAAGAGGUUCGUGAGCUGGUUGUAGGCCGCAUUAGAAACACUCCAGAAGCAGAUGAGACCAUCAUUGACCCCAACAUUCUGUCCCUUAACAUCCUGUCUGCUGGAUACAUCCAGCCAUUUCCAGAUGACAGACAGUUUCUUGAUUCGGACAUGCCUAGGACAUUCUAUCGCUUUGAAGCUGCCUGGGAUUCUUCCAUGCACAACUCACUCCUGCUGAACAGAGUGACUCCAUAUGGGGAGAAAAUCUAUAUGACUUUGUCUGCUUACCUGGAGAUGGAGAACUGCACACAGCCUACAGUAAUAACCAAAGACUUCAGCAUGGUUUUUUAUUCCCGAGAUGCUAAGCUCUCAGCCACACGCUCCAUAAGGAACCUGUUCAGCAGCGGGAGCCUAAGGCCAUGUGAAGGAAACCGAAUAACUGGAGUGUAUGAGCUCAGUCUGUGUCACCUGGCAGAUGCAGGCAGCCCAGGGAUGCAGCGGAGGCGUAGGCGGGUGUUAGACACAUCUGUGGCGUAUGUGCGAGGGGAGGAGAAUUUGGCUGGAUGGAGGCCCCGCAGUGACAGCCUCAUCCUGGACCAUCAGUGGGAGCUGGAGAAGCUCAGCCUCCUGCAGGAGGUGGAGAAAACCAGGCAUUACCUCCUCCUGAGGGAGAAGCUAGAGUCCACCCUGCUGUUGGGCCAGGAGGUGCCGCUGUCCUGUGUGUGUGAAGAUCUGACCGAAUCCUCCUCCCCCUCUAAACACCUGGGACAGGGUCAUGACCAUGACGCUGACCCCGGGCAUGAAAUAACCAAUGAGAGGCAGCGCAAGCUUGCAGCCAAGUGUUUGCGUUUGCUUACUCACACUUUCAACAGAGACUAUAGUCAUGUGUGUGUGAGUGCCAGUGAGAGCAAGCUGAGUGAGAUGUCUGUAACACUGAUGAGAGAUUCUACCUCUAUCUCUGACAUCAACACACUCACACCCUCCUCCACCUGUCCCUCACUGGUGGAGGGACGCUACAGCAGCAACACUGAGCUCAGAGCCCCAGUUCCUCGAUCCCGUGCUGUGAGUCCCAACCGAGGCUCUACAUCUGAGGAAGAGGGCAAGAAGUCCCCCAAUGGAGCUCCAGAGUCCAAAUCAAGGACCCACACAUUUGUCCCUGACAUUCAGGAGAUCCGUGUCAGCCCAAUAGUUUCGAAAAAGGGCUUUCUGCACUUCCUGGAGCCGCACACUAAUGGCUGGGUGAAACGUUAUGUGGUGGUGCGCCGGCCGUAUGUCUACAUCUACAACUCAGAGAAAGACACAGUGGAGAGAGCCAUCCUUAACCUGUCCUCUGCACAAGUGGAGUACAGUGAGGACCAGCAGGCCAUGCUGAAGACUCCCUAUACAUUCGCUGUGUGCACAGAGCAUCGUGGGAUACUUCUGCAAGCCGGCAAUGACAAAGAGAUGCAUGACUGGCUGUAUGCAUUUAACCCUCUCCUUGCUGGCUCCAUCAGGUCCAAACUCUCCAGAAGAAGAGCAGCGCAGAUGAGGCUUUGAGAGGACAAGGUCAACCGAGCCCAUAAACAAAGACUAUCCCUGUAAAUAGAGUCCACUGUUCCUGUGCCCAGUCCAGUCUCUAAAGUCUGUCACAAUCCACCCUUCCUGUGUGUACCUGCACUCACCCUAUCUAGCACUAAGCACCUGUGUACUAAAGGCUCACCAUGCUGUGUGUCUACCAGGACCUGGAUGUUCAAUCCGUAACCCUCCUAAGAAUCUACUGUAAGGCCACUAUGAUUUGGAUCAGUGUAGUAAUGGAGAUUAGAAGCAUUUGCUUAGGUUCAUUUUAGAUGCUUAUAUAAUCUUACCAAAAAAGCUCCAACACUCCGCAAUGGAAGGAAAAACAAUUCUGACUCUUCCAGAUCAUGGGAAAACCAUUUGAAUCAGAUUUAUUAAGAUGAGUAACAAAAAGUAAAGUUGAUGGUCAAUAUAGAAAUGUCUCAGUCAUAUGACCUUACCGUGUUAUUCUUUUCAAUUGACUCCGGUCAGUAUUUAAGUCAGUCAAUAACAACUUUAUUAUCAGCUUCACAUUUCAGCUUCACUGACACUUAUUAAGGAGGCUGUAUCCUAAAUGAUCAUACUACAGUAAAUAGUAGGUCAAAAUAGCAUGACCUAUUUUACAUACGUAUAGAAUGGUAGUGAGCAAUUUGAACUUCUUAGCCAGAUUCUUUCAGGUUCAGCUCUAGUGCAGGUUUUCGAUAGUCUUCAUAGAAUAUUUAUAUAAUAUGACAAAAAAGGUCCCUGCAGUGAGAAACAUUAAACUUUGCUCUUGAAGCUUUCUCAUAACUGUGUGUAAAAAAGGCAAAAAAAAAAACAUAGAAGAGAUGGACGGUUAUGUUUGAGUCUAAAUUGUAUCAUAAUCCAGUUUAAUAUUUUCUUAAAAUGAACUUAUCCCUAAAGAUCUUAUCUUUGGUUGAUUUACUUUGAAAUUUAUAUUAAAAUCUAUUCAAGUUAGAUAUUUAUUUAACAUGCAUUUAUUUAUUUGGUUGUGUAUUUAUUGACAAUAUUUUGAUGAAGUUUAAUGCAGUUAUCUGCAAAUGGCACUUUCCCCCAUGUGUUUUACUAACUUAUUUCCUCUGUAUCAUGUGACUCUCCCUCUUCGACCCAGAGAAUGCUUUAGGAGGAGAGAGACAGGGAAAAGGAUUUAAUGCUGUGAUGGCUGCUACUAUCUGUAGAUCACCUGAAUGUUUUAUUUAUUAGUUGUUAAAGCGAGAAAGAGCCUUCUGAAAAUAUCCAGUUGUGAAACAGAGAAAGGCUUAUGACCCUGACCAGUUAAAGACAAAAGUCUGUAAAAUCAUAAACUGCAGGUUUUUAAUGAUAUAUAUUAUAUGAUUUUACUAACUUUACAUGUUUUUACAUUCUCAUUUGCUGCUUUCAUUCUUCAGGUCUCCCAAAUCAUGUCAGCUCAUUAAUCUAACCUCUCACCAUGCUCUAGCACUGAUAUACUGGAGGUUCUACUUCUCUUAUAGAGUACCUGCUAAAAAAAUCCAGCUUGGUCUGACCAGCUAGAAGCUGCCAAAACAGAGACAGAGAUAGUCAAGCUGGUAGGUUUGUAAAUGUCCAUUUACAAAAAAAAAAUCCUUGCUUGGGUCAGCAACUAACACGAACAAAAGGCAACAACCGUUAUGGAUAUACAUAAGACUAAUCAAAGUGAUUAUGUUUGUUGUAUGUUGGAACACUUAUGUUAGCACUUUUGAUUAGCAUCAUGGACUCGUUGAGAUACUUUUAAGAUUCAUCCAUCAAAUUCUUUUUAGUAAACACAUACUUCUCUGUCCAAUCAUAUUUAAACUUUCUGUCCUCAUGUCAUCAGUAUACCAACCAGAUCAGAAAGAUUAAAUAAAAUAAAAAAAUCUAUCAAAUUUUAUAAAAAGUUUUCCCCUUCUCAUCUAAUGUCUUUAGUCCUGUAGUUAAUCUCUAUAAUUUGGGUAAAUAUCUUGUCAUCGUAGAUACAACAGAGGAUCUACUACAGAAAUAAAUGCAAAAGAAAUAUAGACAGCUGAAAAAUGUUAAGAAAAUGAAAGAAGCUGAUCUACUUGUUUGAGCAGCUAGUAGUGUUUUGGCUGCUACUUGAUGAUUAGACCGAGCUGGAUUCUCUGGAAUUCUUUUUUCUUUUUUUUGUUCACACAGGUCAACAAAUCUGCACAUGAAAACAGACCUACUGUGUUUUGUGAUGCUCAUAUAAAUCAUCCUUUUUCAAACAUCAUGUUACCUUACAUUUCCUCCAUUUACAAAAUAUUGUAGUGGAGACUGCAAGCUUAGAGGCUGCAGUAUGCAUUUUAAUGGCGCUCAUACUGUGGGUUUAAUAACUAAAGUCUCAUCAUUGGUUACUGUGUGAUAUGACUGUUGGCUUAAUGUUUAAUGAGAAGAGCAAACAGCUUGUAUCUGUGUUGUUAGCGAAAUGCCACUAUUUGUGUGCAAGGGCAAAUCCACACUGUGCUUUUGAAUGUGCUGGUUAUCAGAAAUUUACAGGAAUGUUACACACCACUGAAUUGUGCUUUUGUGAUUGGUCAUGCUCACCUGCUUUUUUCAUGAAAGUUAACCUUUACCUUUUUUGAGUUUUUUUUUCACGCUAUGUUUAUCAGCACAAGAAAAAGUGCUUUUGUUACUAUGACAAUAACUUGGAACUGAUCCCACCUUUCCUUGUUUAUUAAGACUAAGCCAGAUGGAUUGCAAUGCGGUAUUUCCCAGAGUUCUCUAUACACAGAAUGGUGGAUAGGAGCAUGACUGAGGCCAGCAAACCUCCAGAGCAUGCUUAGUAAUGUCAAGACAUAGAUUAUCUAAAAGAUAUUAUGGUCUGGAGAAAUGUGUGUUGAUGUAUAAUGGCCAUUAAUUUUUGUUUAUUAUUUUUCUUACGUGAAAUUGACCAGUCACUGAAGCCACACAAAGUAAUGACCUAUCAGAAUGCUGUUGUUGUUAUAUGCACAGUUUAAUAUAGAUAGGUACUGUGUGUGCUGUUUGCAAUGAACAUCAUCUGAAUAAGUAUGCCUAGUUUUGCAUGGAAAGAUUGUCAAACUGCCUACAUAUCUAAACAGCUGUGCUAAAGUGUUCCAGAUUGCGGAUUAAUCUUCUGAUCCAUUUCUAAAGCUUUACAUUUGUGUCUGCACAUAUCCGAAGGAAAAUGAAAAAUCACUCACAUUGUUUAGCAGCGUUUGCAUGUACGCAGUUGUCUUUUGUCUGUUCAUCUCUUUGAGAAUGUUGUUGAAAGUGUGUUGGAUGAAAUCAUGCACCUUCUAGCCUGUGGCACUGAAUGACCAACAGGCAUGAAAUUAUAAUUCUCAGUCAUUCACCAUCACAGAGCUUACAUACAGCAGCCUCCAUGAGCAAAUAAAAAGAAAACAAAACCAACAAAUGAUAGGCUCUCUUCAUCAACAGCAUUUCUUUGUGUACUUCCAUUCAUCAUAUGCACAAAUUCCAUUCACUGACAUUUUUCUAUCUUCUUGGUUCUAUUUUGCAUUGUAUAUAAACAUGAUUGCUGUGAAUGGUGUAAUAUGCAGCUGUAACCCAUUGGUACCAUCUUAAAUGGGCAGUAGUUCUAUGUGUCUUGUGAGUGUUUGAGUUAUGAGUCCAAAUGUUUGCGUAGCCUACACCUUAACACGUUGUCUGAUAUAAAAUAAAUGUGGAACUUAU